AUGUCCAUGAGACAUGUCGCAAGGAGGCAUACCGUAACACUUCUUUCCUACAGUGAUAUGACCUUGAUCAUCAAGCCAUUUGUAAGAAGUGAUGAGAAUGCUGAGAAAUAUGUUCCCAUUUUCUCACAAAUGAUCAGAAGCACUGGAAACCAAUUUGAAAGCAAAAUCAGACAGCUCAUUCUUCAGUACAGUGACCAGGAGGCUACUGAACUACAAAUGGCCAAGUUGGCUGAGACUGCAGAUGAUUGGCUGACUCAAUAUGCUAGGAUUGAAGUUGCUGAAGUGCCUGCCAACCUCAGAGCUAGCUUGAUGCUUUAUGAGGGAGUGGAGAUCAAUCAGGUUGCUCAGAAUACCACUUUUUCUAUGAGAGAAAAUAUCAAUGUGUUGAGCAAGGAACUGCAGAAGCUGCUGCACUUCCUUUGGAAACAAGAUGCUGCUGAUACUGUCUUGUUUGCAAGGAGGAAAACACAAAUCUCUGACCAUCUUAAGCUCAAUGAUUCUUCUACUCAAAUCAUCCAAAUGGGUCUGAUUGGUAAGCUUUUGGUUGAUGUUUUGCUUGAGAAUCCAUGCAGCACAAGUCAAUAUCCAUUGGGCUGUUCCUAUGCUGCAUCUAGAUGCUUCUUCAUUUCCAAGGGCAAACUUGUGUUAAGAUCAGCUGAUGAGUCUGCUUCCCAAGUUGCCACCAUAAUGCACUUGUUCAGAUUGGCCUACUGUUCUGUUGUGGGGACUAUGAGCAAUCCUCUUGGAUACAUGGAAGGAGGAAAAGUCCUGGUGAAAACUGUUAUGGAGAGGCCCAUGAUGAACACCUUUGGACCUAUGAUCAGACAGCUCAGAGAGAUUCAGAUGCAGAAACCCAAGAUUAUUGACAGGCAUUUCUCCAGGAAUGGAGAGAUAGUGGUUCAAGGUCUCAUCUUCAAGCCAGAAGUUUGGAAGACUCUCAUUCCAAGGGUUGUUGGUGCUGCCAGACUUGUUCUAAGUCAGAUCUUUGAUGGAAAGGAUUGGGAAGUCUUUUUGACCACAACUCUGCCUUUGCUCAAUGUCAGAAUAUCAGGUGGAGCUGAUGAUGGUGUGCACUUUCAAGUUCAACAAGCCAGUGGAGAUGUGUCCAGUGAUUCUUUGGAGCUGUCUCCUCAGCUCAAUGAAAUGGACCAAGAUCAUCUGUCAUCAAUUGUUGAGUUCUGUUUACAUGGUCUGGGUCUUGGCAGUAUGAGACAUUCAGAAACUUUAGGCCUCCAAGAUUUUCAAGUUCUCUGGGGGAAUGGUGCUUUGUACUUCUAUGCCAAAUCUACAAAGAAGUGGAAGGCCCAAGUGCCUGAUGAUCUUCAAGUCAGGCAUUUCUUUGCAAGUCUGUCCAACUAUUUGUUCCCUGUGCAAGAUGAUGGGAAGGCCACCACUUCUGACAUGGUUGCCAUGCAGAGUCAUCAUGCUCCUUCCACUCAUGCCAGUACCUACUUUACUCAUAGGAAGACCCAUCUUGAGGACUACUAUGAUGCCUACCACUUUCACCUUGGAGACAAGGAUACUCAGUGGACCUAUGAUAUUCCCCUGGAUGUUCUGCCUGAGCAAACCAUUGUUGCUGCUCUCAAAAUCCUGUAUGGUGGUGAAGCAAAUUGGCUGUCUGAGACUCAGAGAAGUAUGGUUCUGACAUGGUCCACAUUAUCCAAGAAUGUGGUAGCCAAUCUACCUUGUGGUGGAGGGAAGUCUGCUGUGUGGGAGGUGACAGCCUACACCAGGCACAGAGUUGGUUUGACAAGGAAGUGCACUGUUGUGGUGGUUCCCUACAAGUUUCUAGCCUACAAUCACUACCAUUCUGCAGAAGCCUAA
Phaeodactylum tricornutum CCAP 1055/1 is the source of this 1824-nucleotide messenger RNA. RefSeq lists its product with no specific name. The record is from RefSeq and is a predicted model, not a curated record. The transcript has 2 exons. The coding region runs from base 1 to 1824 and encodes 607 amino acids. NCBI's taxonomy places the organism in Eukaryota, Bacillariophyta, Bacillariophyceae, Surirellales, Neidiaceae.